AUGGCUAACGCUACUGUACAGUACCUGGUUAAAGAAUAAAGAGAUGUGCCAGCCAGAGGACAGUGCUGUUUUUUUGUCAGGAGAAAUUUCCGGCCAAUGCACAGUCAACAUUCCACGGAAGAUGAAAAUAUAUGGAGUCAAUUGAGAGCCAUGCGUAUUCUCCUACAGUUGACAGGCAGGUAUUUUCCUACAGCCAGGCGUCGCACUGGGAAAGCAUCAUUUCAUUUGGCAUCGCCGCUGGCUGGUGAUUUAGCAUGAAUGCUAGCUAACUAAUGUACAACACGCACGUUUAGAUUUAUCCGUAGAAGCGUUGACAGACAGCGGCGUUAGGUUUCUUAAUUUAACGAAUUGUCAUUACCCGCCUCAUGGGUAGCACACACACGUUCCUUCAUAAAUCAAAACCUCCAGACAUAAACUCCGAAGUGACUGUUCCUUAUUAGCUGACAUUUCCUAAAUCGUUGUGAAAACGCUGGGACAACGGAUAUAUCUUUGGAAACAUUAACUUGACAUCUCUGAAGUGUGGCGCACCCUUUAUGCUCCCUUUGACUUGUAGACUGGUAAAGGAAACUUCAGCUUACACUUAUGGAGUGUCAGGCAUGUUAAAGGAUGUGGACCAGCUCUUAGACAGAGGACCGACCCAGGACUGUCACACCGCACGGGCUGCGUGUUCCUGUGGAGCAUAGAGGGUUAACCCUCACCGACCCCCAGACCCGCUGGCUUCUUAUCAACAUGGGACACUAGACCAGUUUUUCUAUACACUUUUCACCCGCCUGUCUUCAUUUGUGUACCUUCUCCCUUCUGCCUGUGAGAGAUUGUUUGGACCAGCAGUGAAUCAGCCAUGACAGGGCACGGCUGUGGUCUGCCAGCUCCUCAGCUGAAGGACGUUUUUUGAAGUGGACCCAAACCAAAAUCGUGCUCAGCCAUCAUGUGCAGAAUGUAUUUAAACCAGGGAUUCCCAGGCGUUUUCACAUCAAGGACCAUUGAAUUAAUGUACAAAAGUAGAAAAGUUGAUUAGGUGUUGCUACAGGGGACCCUAUUUGAGCUGAAUUUGCAAAUUACUGUUGGCACUGUCAACUAGGACAGAGGGACCUGUGAUUAUAUCAGUGAAUUUAACCUUUUCUUCAUUUUGGACCCCCUGGAUACGCUUUCAGGGGCCAUUUGGUGGUCCAUUUUGAACGCCACUGGAUUAUGUUUUCUGAGCUUUAUCAAAAUUUAUCAAACCCUCCGUAUUUUUGAUCAUACCACUGAGAAAGAACUUUUUGACCAUGCACUGAAGACUGAAGUGGAAGCCUUAGCAAGAGUCAAGUUUACAGAGUCAGCCAUGCCUAUCAGAAAAAAAGACACAGCUCGAGCCUUGGGGCUUUUGGAGGAGUACUGUGCUAAACUGAGGAAGCCAGAGGAGCAGCAGCUCAAAACUGCCAUUCAGAGAGUAAUGGGGAUUUUCCAAAGCAACCUUUUUGAAGCUCUUCUUGAUAUCCAGGAGUUUUAUGAAGUCACACUACUAAACACUCAGAAGAGCUGCAAGGAGAAGCUGGAGGAGGUCAACCACAUGGCAGAGAAGUGGGAGAAGGGUGUUUCUAUACAAAACACUGAGCUUGCACAUUCUGCCUGUGCCGUGGAGGAGCAGAGGGAGCAGAACAGCUCAGAGCCUAGUGGGAUGGAGCAGGGAGAGAGCAGCACCAAGGCCUCUGUGAACAGGCCACCAGCAGUACAGGGGUCACCCCACAACGGCCAGCCCUCACCCUGCAUGAACCCUGCCUUGACGAACGCUCCCUGGCAGUACCACUACCAAGAAGGCGACUCGCCGCCUCUUGACCAGGGAUUCCCGCGGCUCACCAACGAAGUGCGCGCCCCUGAGCUCGUGCACGUGUCCGAGAAGAACCUGUCUGAGAUUGAGAACGUGCACGGCUAUGUGUCCCAUUCCCACAUCUCUCCUCUCAAGGCCAGUCCUGCCCCAAUAAUCGUCAACACAGACGCUUUGGAGUCAGUUCCUUAUGUCAAUGGCACAGAAAUUGAAUAUGAAUUUGAGGAAAUCACGCUAGAGAGGGGUAACUCAGGGCUGGGCUUUAGCAUCGCUGGAGGGACAGAUAACCCACACAUCGGUGACGACCCCGGCAUCUUCAUUACCAAGAUCAUCCCUGGGGGAGCUGCAGCAGAGGAUGGACGCCUGAGAGUAAAUGACUGCAUCCUGCGGGUGAACGAUGCAGACGUGUCUGAAGUUUCUCAUAGUAAGGCGGUCGAAGCCCUGAAGGUUGCAGGCUCUAUUGUCCGGUUGUAUGUCCGGCGCCGCAGACCAAUGCUGGAGACCAUUAUUGAGAUCAAACUUAUCAAAGGACCAAAAGGACUUGGCUUCAGUAUUGCUGGUGGAGUUGGAAACCAGCACAUACCUGGUGACAACAGCAUAUACGUCACCAAAAUCAUUGAUGGCGGGGCAGCGCAGAAAGAUGGCCGGCUACAAGUUGGAGACAGAUUGCUCAUGGUGAACAACUACAGUCUGGAGGAAGUGUCUCACGAAGAGGCUGUGGCCAUUUUGAAGAACACCUCAGAUGUGGUCUACCUGAAAGUGGGAAAGCCCACCAAUGUCUACCUAUCAGAUCCCUAUGGGCCUCCUGAUAUCACACACUCUUUCUCUCCAGCUAUGGAAAAUCAUAUCUCUUCCCCCGUCAACAGUGGCACUCUGGAGUACAAGUCUGGUCUCCCCCCCAUCUCCCCUGGGAGUUAUUCCCCCCUCCCUAAGCACUUACUGGGGGAAGAGGAUAUAAACAGGUUGGAUGGUUUUUCCUUCUUACGAAAUCCCUCGCUAGAUGAUGGAGAGAGCCACAGGUUUGAUUCCCAGCAUUUCCAGUUGAGGCCUCCUGAGCCAGUUUACAGCACUGUGAACAAACUAUGUGACAAAGCACCCUCCCCCCGACACUAUUUUCCACUGGAGUGCGACAAAAGCCUCCUCCACUCUGCCCCCCUCCCAAACUAUCACUUAAGCCUGUUCCCUGACUCGGACUUCAUCAGGGAACCCAGGAAAGUCGUGCUCCACAAAGGCACUACAGGCCUGGGUUUCAACAUCGUUGGUGGUGAAGAUGGUGAGGGCAUCUUUGUCUCCUUCAUCCUGGCCGGAGGGCCUGCAGACCUGAGUGGAGAGCUAAGGCGAGGUGACCAGAUCUUAUCGGUAAAUGGCAUUGACCUACGAGGAGCGACACAUGAACAAGCAGCAGCAGCACUGAAAGGAGCUGGACAGGUGGUUACCAUCAUUGCCCAGUACAGACCAGAAGAACUUGCUCUAUGUUCGCCUCGACGGGCCCAUUCUCCUGCACCAGAGUAUGGGCGUUUUGAGGCCAAAAUCCAUGACCUGCGGGAACAGAUGAUGAACCACAGCAUGAGCUCGGGGUCAGGAUCCCUGAGAACCAAUCAAAAGAGAUCGCUAUAUGUGAGGGCACUAUUUGACUAUGAGAAGUCAAAGGACAGCGGCCUCCCCAGCCAAGGGCUCAGCUUCAGGUACGGGGACAUCCUCCACGUCAUCAACGCCUCCGAUGAUGAGUGGUGGCAGGCUCGCCGUGUCACCCAACAUGGAGACAGUGAGGAAAUGGGUGUCAUCCCCAGCAAGAGACGGGUGGAAAGGAAAGAGCGGGCACGUCUAAAGACCGUGAAAUUCAAUGCCAAGCCGGGGUCAUUUGAUUCUAAAGGGUCAUUCAAUGACAAACGUAAAAAGAAUUUCAUCUUUACACGAAAGUUCCCAUUCUACAAGAACAAAGAGGGUGAGCAGGAUGGCAGUGAUUCAGACCGGAGUCAAGAGGACGUGAUUCUCUCAUAUGAACCUGUGCUGCGGCAAGAAAUUAAUUAUGCCAGACCCGUCAUAAUCCUCGGGCCGAUGAAGGACAGAAUCAAUGAUGAUCUGAUAUCAGAGUUUCCAGACAAGUUUGGGUCUUGUGUGCCACAUACCACUCGGAUGAAGAGGGACUAUGAGGUGGAUGGGCGAGACUACCACUUUGUGAUGUCCAGAGAGCAGAUGGAGAAGGACAUCCAAGAGCACAAGUUCAUUGAGGCUGGACAGUACAAUGAUAAUCUGUAUGGAACGAGUGUCCAGUCUGUAAAAUAUGUGGCUGAAAGGGGUAAACACUGCAUUCUGGAUGUGUCUGGAAAUGCCAUCAAACGACUACAAGUAGCACAACUCUAUCCCAUCGCCAUCUUCAUAAAACCUAAAUCUACUGAUUCAUUAAUGAACAUGAAUAAGAGACUGACAGAGGAACAAGCCAAGAAGACAUUUGACAGGGCUAUGAAGCUGGAGCAGGAGUUUGGUGAAUUCUUCACAGCCCUGGUUCAAGGAGACACCUUAGAGGACAUUUAUAACUACUGCAAACAGGUCAUAGAGGAACAUUCAGGACCCUAUAUCUGGAUCCCCUCAAAGGAGAAACUAUAAUAACUCAUCACCCUGGAAGGGAGUCUGGACUACUAGAAAGUAGAAAUAAGUUGUAACAUAUGAUAACUGUAUGGCUAUGAAGAGUCUUCAUAAAUAAUUGUUGUGAAUAUGUUUUGGACUUUUUUCCCCCUCUUUUCUUUUGUUUGCUUAUUGCUUCAUUUUUCACUCAACAUGAAUGUUCCUGAAUGUAUACCACAAAGUGUUAGGAAAUGUAGGUCUUGAAACAUGAACCAUUUGUAUAUUUGUUUACUUUUCUUUUGAACAAAAAAGGAGAAGAAAUGUAAUGAAAACUAAAUAAAUAUGGCAUGCGUGUCCACAUUGGCACACUGGAGGCAGCAUAAACUGCAGAUUUCUUUGCUUCACUAAUGAAAGUAUUACAACUGUGACACUGUCACCCUCCCUUCUCACUGCAACAAUAGCAAAUAAUCAUAUGAAGAUCAGUGUGUCAUCUUAUUUUGCACCUGUGUAUUCCCUGAGCAGAGCUAUACUUUGUGUUUGUUUGUAUUGUCAUUUCUUUGUGAAUUACUGUACUUAUUUCUUCAACAUGAGUUGGAGGCUGUUUGAGGAAAACAAAUUAUUCACAAAGAUUUUCAUGUUUUAUUAUUAUUUAAAAGCAGACUUUUAUCAUCCAGCUGUUGCACUGACAUUGAUAUGAAUGAAAAGUAAAGGGAGAAACCUGCUAACAGCAACAGAGAUGUAACACUAUAUUUUGCUACCUAAAUUGCUAGAGGGCACAAAAGCACAGAAUUAUUUAUUAUUGAAAAUAUAACUUUGAUUAAAAGGUCAUUUACAGAGCAUAUUUUAUUUGCGUGAUGUACUAUGUUGUGACUGUGUUAGGAUGGAUGAUAAUAUUGUGGUGAAAGACAUUUCAUGUUCACAGUAUACACUGAUAAGCCAUAACAUUAAAACCACCUGCUUAAUAUUUUGUAGGUUCCACUUGCGCUGCCAAAAUAGCUCUGACCUCUCAGGGGAAGGGACACAGGACCUUUUGGGGUAUUUUGUGGUAUUUUGAGCAAUGCUUAGGUGGGUGAUGUGUGUGUCAGAGAACAUCAACAGGAUUGCCAGAACCCCAAGUUUCCUCUGCAGAAAACUGCAUUGUAAACAGAUUUUAUUCACUUCAGCUGUCACUGUUUUUUCUGUUGUGGCUGAUUGGUGUACUUGGACUGGAGAGGGUGGUCUAAGGAGUGAACAAAUUUAAUACUGAAACACCUUUUUGUCUUUUGAAACCGUGGUCAGACAAUGACAAAUAGGAAUAAAAAUGAACUACAAAUCCUUUUUUGAAAAUAUACAAAUAUCUGGUAGAAAAGUGAGGAAAGGCUGAACAUGAAAGUAAAUUGAUUGCAGAAAUUACAAAAUACAAUUGGAUAAUAAUCUUCUUUAGCAACAUUAUGGAGUCGAUAAGGACUUGAGAGGUUAAAAAGAUGAGUUGUUCAACUUUAUUUUGAACAAGAUACUGAUUCAUAUGGCUUGUUCUUUUCAGGCAGGCUAUUCCAAAGUCGUGAUGAGAAAGGUUUGAUAAUGUUGGAUUUACAGCUUUGGAAGACCCAACAUACAGUCGGACCCACUGACCAGAGGCUGCUUUCAGGUUCAUAUAAAAUUAUUGUACAUUAUCUUGGUGUUUCUCCAGAUAAUGUUUCCAUGUUGAACUGCAGCAGAAGCAUAGUAACACAAAGCAAAGAUUUUGUAUUAAAGAAACUGUAACUUCAAAAGAUGAUCAGUUGAUGUGUCAAAUUUUUUGUCCCCCAUCACAUAUAUAGGAAAAUCAUUAGGGAAGGGAUUUCUUAAUGUCCAGUGUGAACAGAAGAAAUGAUUACAACAAGAAAAACCUAACUCACUGUACAUAUGGGCACCAGGAUAGAAAAACAGGCA
Messenger RNA from Scatophagus argus, 6280 nucleotides. RefSeq names its product discs, large homolog 2 (Drosophila) (gene dlg2). Gene Ontology annotation, biological process: chemical synaptic transmission. Gene Ontology annotation, cellular component: postsynaptic density membrane; neuromuscular junction; neuron projection. Gene Ontology annotation, molecular function: kinase binding. NCBI's taxonomy places the organism in Eukaryota, Metazoa, Chordata, Actinopteri, Scatophagidae. The transcript has 28 exons. Bases 1322 to 4411 code for a protein of 1029 amino acids. The record is from RefSeq and is a predicted model, not a curated record.